Messenger RNA from Corylus avellana, 1213 nucleotides. Its product is annotated as phenylcoumaran benzylic ether reductase Betv6. The record is from RefSeq and is a predicted model, not a curated record. Gene Ontology annotation, molecular function: oxidoreductase activity. Lineage: Eukaryota; Viridiplantae; Streptophyta; Magnoliopsida; Fagales; Betulaceae.
GCAAUUGUGGACUAUCUCCGGAGAUAGUCGCAAGUCGCAACUCUCUGCUUUGCUUACACCCACCGCCCAGUCUGCCCCGUUCAUUUUCAUUUCAACUUGUCUCUGAAAUAUGGCUGAAAAAAGCAAGAUUUUGAUCAUCGGAGGGACUGGAUACAUCGGAAAAUACAUAGUGGAGGCAAGCGCAAAAGCUGGGCACCCCACUUUUGCAUUAGUCAGAGAAAGCACAGCUUCUAAUCCCGAAAAGUCUCAAGUCAUUGAGAGCUUCAAGAGCUCUGGGGCGACACUUGUUUAUGGAGAUAUCUAUCAUCAUGAGAGCUUGGUGAAGGCAAUCAAGCAAGUCGAUAUAGUGAUCUCUGCAGUUGGGUCACAGCAGAUAGCUGAUCAGGUGAAGAUUAUUGCUGCCAUCAAAGAAGCUGGAAAUAUUAAGAGAUUCCUCCCAUCCGAGUUUGGAUCGGAUGUGGAUCGUGUCCAUGCAGUUGAGCCAGCUGCUAGCUUUUUCGGGCUCAAGGCUAACAUCAGGAGAUCAAUUGAAGCUGAAGGAGUUCCAUAUACCGCCAUCGUUUCUAAUGGCUUUGCUGGCUACUUUUUGCCUAACCUUGGACAGACAGGUGCCACAGCUCCUCCUAGAGAUAAAGUAGUAAUACUUGGAGAUGGAAAUCCCAAAGCAAUUUUUGUCAAGGAAGAAGAUAUUGCAACUUAUACCAUAAAAGCAGCGGAUGAUCCCAGAACCUUGAACAAAAUUCUCUAUCUGAGACCCCCUGCCAACAUUUUGUCUUUUAAUGAGAUUGUCCUCCUGUGGGAGAAAAAGAUUGGCAAGACCCUCGAGAAGAGUUAUGUUCUAGAGGAUCAACUUCUUAAGAAAAUACAGGAAUCUCCCUUCCCCUUAAACCUCCUUCUAUCCAUCGUUUACUCUGCUUUUGUGAAGGGAGAUGCCACCAACUUUGAGAUCGAGGCGUCUUUUGGCGUGGAAGCUUCUGAGCUUUAUCCCGAGGUGAAAUACACCACAGUGGACGAAUUCCUCCAUCAAUUUGUCUAAAACAACUUGGGAAAUUCCUUCCUUCGUCAAAAUAUGUUGUCUUUACCGUGUGCAUUUGGUACUUUGUCGCUUGUGCCCUCGUUCACUUGUCAUAUACCCUUGUACCCUUGUUUACAUCUCAAUAUGGCACUUACUUUGUGCUUCAAAUAAUGAAAAUUACACGUAUCCUUUUUCUUA